AUGAACUCAAUCCACGCGACCUUGUUCGACUUCAUACAUUCAGGCCAUCUCGCCCUUCUCUCAUUAUCGAUCAUUGCGAUUGUUUGGUUUGGUCGAUACAUUUAUGGCAUCGCCAGAGACCCAUUGAAGAAAGUUCCCGGCCCCUUUAUCAAUAGAUGUGUAAAUUGGAAGUUGAAAUUCGCGACCAUCAGCGGCCGACGAAUGUACUACGUUCACGAGCUACAUGAACGCUAUGGACCAUAUGUCCGUCUCUCUCCGACAGAAGUGACUGUUUCAGACCCGGAAGGGUUCAUCCAGAUUCACAAGGUGUCUUCGGGUUUCACAAAAGCCAAUUGGUAUAAUGAGCUAGUCAAUCUCGAGCGAUCGACACUAUUCACUAUGGUUGAUGCUAAAGACCAUGGUGCUCGACGGAGGUUAAUGGCGAGAGCGUUCAGCAAGACAUAUCUGAGACAGCACUGGGAAGGUGUUGUUAGAGAGAAAGUUCGUCUUUGCAUAACAAAGUUGUUGGAGGAGUCGAAUGGAGUGGGGAAAGCAAACAUUUUGAAAUGGUGGACGUUGAUGACCACUGAUGUCGCAACACAUCUCAUGUUUGGAGAGUCAUUCCAUAUGAUUGAGCAGGGCAAGAAAGAUGAGUACAUAAGGAUUCUCGAAAUAGCUUUGAUGGGAGGUGGUAUUGGAGCUGAGUUGCCUCUUGUUCGUGCGAUUGGGAAGCACCUACCUUUUGAACCCUUUAAAACUCUCUUCGGCGGCAACAAAUACAUCAUGGAGAAGGCGCAGACUGCUGUGAAUAACGCAUAUGCUGCAGACGGCGAGAAGAACCUCUUCGCACACAUUAUCCAUGAGGCUGGAAAAGGUGAACAGCUGGACGAGAUCGACGUGAAACUCGAAGCAGGCGCUUUGAUUGUUGCCGGAUCCGACACCACCGCAGUCACGCUCACGUAUCUCGUCUGGUGUGUUUUGUCCAGUCCAGAGUUAUCAGCGUCACUUUGCGCGGAACUAAAAGGUCUCCCAGUCGAUUACUCUGAUCGUGAUUUGGAAGACCUUCCAGUUCUGUCCGCGGUCAUCGAAGAGACACUUCGCUUAUAUGGUGCCGCACCAGGAGGAAUACCCCGACAAAAGCCCAAUGGGCCUGAGUACCUGGGUGGGUACUUGAUUCCCGCUGGCACGACCGUAACCACACAGGCGUACUCGCUGCACCGCAAUGCUCGGAUCUUUCCAGACCCCUUAGCAUUUGACCAUACGAGAUGGCUUCCCACUGAAGGGUUCACCCGAGAAAAUCUCCCUGAACCAGAACUUGCGAAAUCAAUCUUCUCACCUUUUGGUGCUGGGGCUCGUGCAUGCCUUGGAAUUCAUCUUGCUCGAACCGAAUUGCGGCUUGGAGCGGCCGAGUUUUUCCUGCGAUGCCCAAAUGCGAAGUUGGCUCCUACUACAACACCUCAGAGCAUGGAGAUGGAGAAUCAUUUUUUGAUCGCCCCAAAGUCGCACAAGUGCGAGAUUAUUUGUUGA
Messenger RNA from Exophiala bonariae, 1506 nucleotides. RefSeq lists its product as uncharacterized. Lineage: Eukaryota; Fungi; Ascomycota; Eurotiomycetes; Chaetothyriales; Herpotrichiellaceae. The transcript is spliced from 4 exons. Gene Ontology annotation, molecular function: iron ion binding; oxidoreductase activity, acting on paired donors, with incorporation or reduction of molecular oxygen; heme binding. The record is from RefSeq and is a predicted model, not a curated record. Bases 1 to 1506 code for a protein of 501 amino acids.